GGAUCCUACUGAAUCCCUGGAUAGUGGCCCUGAUUAUUUAUUUAUUUUAUUUAUUUAUUUAUUUUUUUACAGUGGGUAAUCACCCCAACUAUGAUCUCGGGACCGUUGCGUACUGAGUGACGGGUACGGGUUUGUGUUGUGAAGUUGUGAUGGAAACUCGGGAUGUACUCGGAUAUCCCUGGUAGGAAGGGGCGGGUACACAUACUCGCGAAUCUCUUAAUUUGCCCGUCCGUAGACGAUUAAACGAGUCACGACAGUGAAUGAUAGGAGAGAGAGCAUAGGAAAGCCGAACAGCAUGCGGCCGCGGGUGGAGCUGGAGAACGUUGCAGGAGAGGUCUGGCCCGGCGGCUACGACCUGACUCCCCACAAGACGUCCAAGAAGCUAGUGUCAGUUCUGGACAUCAUUGGCACUGGGCACUCCCAGGUGUCAGCUCUGAGCUGCCAUGGGUCCUACCUGGCCACUGUGACUCAUGAACCCGGUGCCAACCUGGUCUUCAUCGUCAGUGUGUCAAAUAAUAAAUUCUACUUACUGAAGCGAAUGGUGGAACAGUGCACAGCCUUAGUCUUCCACCCACACCAGGAGACACAGCUGUUCCUUGCCUCGGCCUCCUGCAAGGUGUACAGCAUCAAUGUGGAGGAUGGGUCAGUGGUGGUGAUGCAGGGCCACAAGUUGCCGGUGGUGGGGGUGGAUGCUGGAUUGAGGUCACCAGUAGUACUCACCUUCAACCCCCAGGAGGUGCUGCUGUGGUCGUGGCCCUCCAUGGUCCUCACCAACCGUCUGCGCCAACAGGAGCCUCUGCCUGUUGUCUGGGCAGGACAUGUGUGGCAGAGGGAUGAGCUGGUGGUGGCUUACUCCUGUGGUAGUGUGUUGCUAUGGCCGGGCCGGAAACCCACCACAGAGGUUCACAUCAAGCCACCUGAGGGUCUGGUGCUGGAGUGCAGGGCCUUCGCUGCCUCAAGAGGAGGCGAAUGGCUGGUGGGGGGUGGCCAGAGUCAUCUACUUGUCACCUAUAGCCUAACAAGCAGGUGUGUGGCCCAGGUGGUGCAACUGCCCUCCUCCUGCACAGAUGUGGCCAGGUGCUUCUUCCUACCUGCAAUCUGUCCUAAUUACCCACAGGUGCUUGCCGUGCUGACAUCCCGAGGAGUGCUGAAUGUCAUUGACUUCACCAACACCACCAAGCUGAAGACUCUGAGGGCACAGUGGCACUUGAUAGACUCAGUAUCAGUGAGUGAGUGUAGUGGCUUCCUAGGGGUGACUUACGACAACAGCACCACAAAAGUAUACCCACUGAGGGCCCUCCUCCCUGCCACGGCCCCAGGAGAAGUGCAGCCUGCGGUGGUGGCCAAGGAGGAGGUGGCCUUUCAGAUUGUGGAGGAGAGAAAGAAGGAGAAGCAGCAGGAAGAGAAGGAUGAGGAGAGGAAGAAAGCUGCUUUGAAAAAUGUGCAGGAGCUACUGGACAAGAACAAGUGGUGUCGCAUCCUGCUGGAGUUCGGUUCCUUCCCUGACAAGUACCGGCGAGUGAUCUGGGCGUCAGUGCUGGAGCUGCCUAGGAACUACUCAGUUUUCAGUGCUCUCCUGGACAAGGGAACUCACCCAGCCUACCAGGACCUUGAGGAGACCCUGCAGCUGUCUGACACAGGGCUGUUUAAAGCAUUGCAGAGAACGCUAUCCUGCCUGGCUCACUGGGCACCUUUCCUCGCCAAGGUGUCAUAUCUACCGGAGUUUGUGUUCCCUUUCAUUAAGGUGUACAGAACUAACCCACUCUUGGCCUUUGAAGUCUCUGCCACUGUCAUAUUGAAUUGGUGUCGUCUGUGGUUUGAGUUCUGGCCAUCGGUGGGAGUGACAGUGCUAAACAUGGUGGAGCAGCUGGUGUGCGAGGCUGACUCCACCCUCCUUGCCCACCUCAUGCGCCUCAGGGUGACGGCAAAGUGCUACGCCUGGCCCCUCCUCACCUCAGCCUUCUCCAGAGUGGUAUCAAGCAGUGACUGGCUGGUGCUGUGGGACCACCUCUUGGCCAGCCCACCCUCCCUCCUACCCUGUGUGGCUGCUGCCUUCACUCUUGCCUCCCGCCACUCCCUCCUUUCCUGCACUGAGGCCAAGGAGGUGGAGCUCUAUUACCAGCAAGAGUCAUGGGUGUCUGUGAGGAAGGUGGUGGAGCAAGCUUAUGACCUUCACCAGCAUAAGAAGAAGGUCCACUCUCUUGACAAGGUGUUUGGGACCUUCACACCUCUCCCCUCUGGUGGUCUGCCCCUCUUCAAUAUUGCUCCUAGACCUGCUUCCUCUGCUGCUGUCCAGCAGGAUGAGAAUAGACUCCAUGCAUUGAGAAGCCCCUCCACCACCACUGCCACCACUACCACCACCACUACUCCCCGCCAUGCCUCCCCACACCCUUCCCUAUCCUCCUUUAAGCCAGAACAUCCCCACCAGCAGAAGCAAGAGGAAAUGGUGUAUGUGAUUGGACAGCAGGAAUUACAGCAGCAGGAGGAGCAGUGCCUGGACAGCAUCAUGAGGCUGCGGCAGCGACAUUUGGCCACCGCCAUGACCUGAUUGUGACCUCCAUGGCUUACAGGUCAUGCCAUGUCGUCCAGGUGCCACACACACUGAAGGAAUUGGUUUGUUAAGUAAGGCAAUCACUCGGCAAGUAACAGAUUAUGAAAACUAAAUCUUCUAUUUGUUUUUUUAUGGGUGGUAUUGAAAUGGGACAGUAUCAAAUUUUUAAUGCUGUGAAUACUUUAGUUUUUAUGUAUUCUUUUUUAUUUCUCAGAAAAUAGGAAAAUAUAUAAAGAAAAAGGUUGUGGUAGCUGAUAAAAUUCACUUCAGUUUUGGAAGUAUUGAUAUUUAGAAAAAAAAUGUUUGUCAGAAUUUAGUUAUGGAGUCACACUUCAUGUUACAAAGAAGCAUAUUUUUCUUGUAUGAGCUUUAAGCUUGAUUGAUUGACUAAAAAAAAUAAGAAAUGAAUUAAAAGGAAGAGUUGUGCAAUAUCAUAUAAAAGUGGAACCCAAUGAGUAAACCUCCAAAAUAUUAUCAUUCACUACCAAAUAGUAAUAAUUUUAUAAAUACUGCCUAUGAAUUCCACAAAGUACUUUCUCAAUUUAUGGUAUUGUAGCUUUUUUCCAUGCCACACCCAUGAAAACACUCACAGGAACUUUAGUUUUGAUUUUUGGUUAACGUGCAGUGUGGUCCCUUCAGUAACACAAUUGCAUACAACAACACUACAACACUGGUGGUACUCUGACUCAUACUCACUGUACAAACAUCACUCACUCAUUCAUCGUCAGUGUCAUAUGCGAAUUGUAACUUUUCAUGUAUCUGUUGCAAUGGUCAAAUCUUUAAAGUUUGUUGAGAUAAGUUGAGAGUAAGUCACUUUUUGUUGCUUGGCUUCAGUUCACUGCUAGACAAACUUCUUUAAUCCCUUCAAUAAUGGCUCACAUUUUUACCUUGAGAUUUGUGUACGAUUAGACCAUUUUAUUGAAAUUAGGAAGGGUCUAUGGAGGCCAGAAGAUUAGUGGCCAGAGUCUUCACUAUUAUAAUGCCUGACAUGAGUUUCUAAAGCUGUAUCAAAUCACUAAAUAGUAACCAGAAUGAAUAUGGAAUGUAUUAUGGUAAAGAAGGGGUUAAUGUCUAUAAGUUUACAGACAUAAUUUUUAUGCUAAGCUCUCAUCAACAUUUCUGCAAAUUACAAAAGGGCAGAACUACUUUGUUUUCCCUCUUUCCUCUUCUGUCACCAUGCAAACAGUUUUCAUAAUGCCAGGAAGGUUGAGGAAACAUGACCAUUGCAAUGGAAGGGUUAACAUUUAGCAGCAUAUGUUCACUAUUAUUUUUUACUAUGUUGAAAAGUUAAUUCCCCUUUUUCUUCCCUCCCUUUCAUCUUUUUUAUGUAAGAGGGGAAAUCUGGCUGUGGGACAACAAAAGCAACUAAACAAAAAGGCCUACUUAGAUGCCAGUCCUCUAUUGUUCACUGAUAUUUAAAAGCUUAUUUCUUUUUCACUGUUAAGACUAGAAAUAUUCUCAUCCCGGAGAGUGAUAACACCGGUUCCUUUCACUAAUACCAUAAUUUAGCUUAAGCAAAUACCUUGAAAUAUUUUGUGAUAAUGAAAUAUAUAUUUUAAAUAAUUUGACA
This is a messenger RNA of Portunus trituberculatus (swimming crab), 4121 nucleotides long. RefSeq names its product TBC1 domain family member 31-like. Bases 296 to 2548 code for a protein of 750 amino acids. Gene Ontology annotation, molecular function: protein binding. The transcript is spliced from 16 exons. The record is from RefSeq and is a predicted model, not a curated record. Gene Ontology annotation, cellular component: centrosome. NCBI's taxonomy places the organism in Eukaryota, Metazoa, Arthropoda, Malacostraca, Decapoda, Portunidae.